UUCUAUAACAUCAUCAUGGCGGCCGCAUGGAAACUGUUCAUAAAGUGGAUCACAACGUUUACGUUAAUUUUUUACUACGUAUUUCCCACCGGUAAUUUAACUAGAUUAACUGAAAACGACCCAAGUAUAGAUGCAGUUCUACGAUCCUACAAGAGGUAUAACUUAUCGAUGCUAUUCCAAGGACAGGAAUACUGGAUGGGGGUGAACGACCCCCAAUCCCUAACAGGAGAGUACCCGGAGAUGAAAGCUUUCGUUCCGAGCUUUUACAUCGACCAGUUCCCAGUCUCAAAUGCGCUGUAUUGGGAGUUUCUACGUAAGAGAAAAAGAUACGUCCCGGACGCACUUAAAAGUGGCUGGAGCUGGGUUUUCGAAAAUUUCGUCUCCAAUCAAACACGAGAACGGUUAUCUGCUCCUGGAACCGGAUUUUGGCUUGCCGUCAAGAGAGCGAACUGGGAGCAUCCCGAAGGUCCGGACUCUGAUAUCAAAGACCGUUGGCUUCACCCAGUUACGCACGUUAGCUGGUACGACGCCAAGAUAUACUGCAGUGUCUACGGCAAACGACUCCCUACCGAACAGGAGUGGGAGCUGGCCGCCAGGGGAACAAGACUCCUUAGGGAGCAUGUGCAGUAUCGAGUACCCAUGGGGCGGACCUUUUGGCAAAAGAAACAGAAUGUGAUACUUGGCAGACCUCUUGUCACGAUUUAUGUACACAUGAUGGGAACAUGGGAGUGGACUCCCCGCAUGAACCUGGGAGUCCACCCUGAACACCAGGAGAAAACCUAUCUCUUGAAAGGGGGUCGCACCUGGACGCUCAGGGGUAUUGGGGUACACAGUUCGAGUUUUAAACAGGGUCUCCAAGGGUACCCGUGUACUCGCGAUCAGGCACGAGCAGAGUCUAGCACGACUCGAGUCCGUUUACAGGUCUCGAGUACCCGUCCAAGGAAGAACAUUCUCAAUUAA
Gigantopelta aegis is the source of this 960-nucleotide messenger RNA. RefSeq names its product inactive C-alpha-formylglycine-generating enzyme 2-like. The record is from RefSeq and is a predicted model, not a curated record. Bases 16 to 960 code for a protein of 314 amino acids. Lineage: Eukaryota; Metazoa; Mollusca; Gastropoda; Neomphalida; Peltospiridae. The transcript has 7 exons.